AUGGGCAGUAUUCCAGAAACAGCGCAUUUCUUUUUCGACAUUGAUAACUGCUUAUAUACGCGUGAUUAUCAGGUAGAAGAGCGUAUGUCAGAUCUCAUUAGCUCAUACGUUAAAAACCAACUUGGGAAGUCCCCCGAGGAAACCAAACGCCUUCGCGAAAAGUACAAGGAGGAAUAUUGCGACGACAUUCAGGGUCUUGUGCAUGACUUUCAGAUUAAUGUACUUGACUAUAACUCCAAAGUUGACAAGGCACUUCCGCUUGACGGUCUGAUUAAACCAGACCCAGAGCUUAAGAGACUACUUGAAGACAUUGACACUACAAAGGUUAAACUUUGGAUUUUUACCAAUUCAUAUGUUACCCAUGCAGAGAGAGUUUUGAACUUGCUUGGUGUCGAUGGGUUGUUUGAGGGUUUAACAUACUGCGACUGGCAACAGCAGCCGAUCAUAGCUAAACCACAAGGCGAGAUGUACCAAAAGGCUAUGAAGGAAGCUGGAGUCUCUAACGCCUCCCAAUGUUACUUUAUUGACGACUCAUGGAACAACUGUGCCGCUGCAGAAGAGAUGGGUUGGACAGCUAUUCAUUUUGUUGAAGAGGGACUUUCACUACCAAACAAGCCGGCGUCCAAACAUCACGUGCAGAGGUUUGAAGAGCUGAAGCUGCUUUUUCCUCACUUCUUCAAGCAUGAGCAAUAG
Molecule: messenger RNA, 693 nt
Organism: Fusarium coffeatum
Lineage: Eukaryota; Fungi; Ascomycota; Sordariomycetes; Hypocreales; Nectriaceae
Exons: 4
Coding region: 1-693 (230 amino acids)
Biological process (GO): nucleotide catabolic process; pyrimidine nucleobase metabolic process
Molecular function (GO): nucleotidase activity
Source: RefSeq, a predicted model, not a curated record